Messenger RNA from Trypanosoma rangeli, 2397 nucleotides. RefSeq names its product putative RNA-editing complex protein MP81. The transcript has a single exon. Bases 1 to 2397 code for a protein of 798 amino acids. Lineage: Eukaryota; Euglenozoa; Kinetoplastea; Trypanosomatida; Trypanosomatidae. The record is from RefSeq and is a predicted model, not a curated record.
AUGAGGCGUUUCGCUCAUCACGGUGGUCGUCGGACAUGUCCCGCCUGCGGUGGUUGCCGCAAAGCGGGCACAUUGACGGGCCCAGCGUUGAAUUGCUGGCGUCGGGCGUCACGUGCGCCGCUGCUCACGGUGCAUUCUUCAUAUGCGUUGAUGACACUGCACAACGGUGCCCACGCAGCGCAGCAGGCUGGCACCGCUGAGCAGACCAGCGAAACACCCGCAAAGGCGGUGCCACUCUCCUCCUCCACCUCUUCUUCCUCCGUCCGUAAUCCGUAUUCGCUUGCCGCCGGUGACGCUAGCCACGCCACGCAUACGGAUGCUUCCGCUUCGGCACCGGCAUCCUUCGCAGGUGAGGCGCGAGAGCUGCAGUUCCAUGAAAUUUUUCUGUUUGAUGAGACCGACGUGCACUUUUUGCUGCUGACAGAGGCACACAAGAAGCACGGUGUGCUGCUCAAUGUGCCGCCGCAGAUGAGCCCAAGUGGGGAGUCGCCUGCAGUGCCGGAGGUGGUGCUGCCGGCCGCGCAGCUGGAGCGGAUGCGUGGGAUGAAGCUGGCGUACGAGCCCACGCACCUGCCCCCACCGCUUCACACCACCGGCACCAGACAACUUGUUAUUUGCGACGCCUUCCCCACUGUGGCGACAGUCGUUGCAAUGAAGCCCACAGCUACGUCAGCACAUGCAGCGACGACACGCGGCACUGCAGGAAAGGGCGGGACAAGCACCGCCACACUAGUGCGGCGUUUACCGCCGGAUCCAACGAUGCGGUUUCACUGCACCGCCUGCGGGAAGGCGUUUCGUCUGGAGUUCUCUGCGGAGCAUCAUGUCAGGUCAAAGCAUCCAGCGGAGUCAAGGGCGGUGGUAGCGGCAGGGCCGGGUGAGGGUGAAGUCAUAGAGGAGGCCGCAGCAACAAUCGUGACCUCCGCCGCCGCCGUUAGCCCCGUAGCGGAGACAAAGUCUACAGUGAUGGGUGCGGUGGAAAAGGGGGGAACGACGGCUAGCGACAUUGCAGCCGCGGGGAGUGUGGGAACGGCGUCUGGUGUGAGCAUCAGCGCGGUGAAGACUCCGUACAGCAGGGCGGUGUUAACUCUGCCGAGUGAGGAGCUUGUGGACGAGCUCCUGAAGGAGGUCUGGGACGCCGUCGCCCAACACCGCGACGAUCUCCCCAAGCAAAAUGACCCCAACGCAUAUGUGCCUUUCCACACCGUCGUGGAAGGCACGGCAGACCGCCGGAAGGAAAUGGAGGCCAAUGCAAAGCCCACGGCACGCGCCACUCCGGAGGGCGCCGCUCCAGGCAUCAAAAAACAGGGCAUGCUGUCCGGCGGCUCCAUGACCGCCCUACGGAGCGCCGCGGCGGGGCUCAACCUGCCGAUAAAGGAACUUGUGAAAAAGUACCCGAAUCCCUUUGGCGACUCCCCCAAUGCGGUUCUGCAGGAACUUGAAAAGGAACCCAUCAAUCCGUUCAUCCCGCAGGAGGAACUUGCAGCACAGUUGCAGGUGGCGCGAGAGACGCAGCCACUGACGGCCACAGCCACCGCUGAGACCAAUUCUGAUGCCGCCGCAGCUGUUGGCGAUGGGGAGGAGGAAUUAAAGAAACGACUGCGUGUGUCACGCCCGAGUUUAGCACGAUCGGCAUCAAUGCGCCGCUUCGUCUGCCCUCUUUGUGCGGAAGUGCAACGAAAGAAGGCGGGGGCGUGCGGUGAGAUGGCGGUUCCGUCGUUUCGAUUGCUGGACGCCCUCCUUGACCACGUGGAGUCCGCGCACGAGGGGGAGGAGCUUACGGAGGCGCAGCUGCACGUGUUGUACGCAAUCCAGCGGAGGUCGGCGCUGCAUGCCCCUCCGCCGAGCCUCGAUGGUGAAGCCGGCGGCGCUGGCGGGACCGCCGGCAAUUUCGGCGCUGAUGUCCUCAGGGGCGAUGACGCCAGUGGCAGUGGCAGUGAGGAAACCAUCCACGACUUGAAGAUAGCAUCGCUGCCGGAGACGUUGCAGAAGGCCGCCCCACCCGCAGCCGUCGAGCACCAAGCACUUCAGGUGCACCUGCGUGCUGGCAGUAACACGGUGCUGCUGGGUCGUAUAGCGGAUGUGCAACACGGAUUUCUUGGCACGAUGGCGGUGACACAGUACGUGUUGGAGGUUGAAGAAGAAGGACCCGCUGCUGACGCGGGGGCGGAAGGCACGGCAUCGUUGCCAGCGACUGAGUCGGAGCUGAUUGUUGUCCGCUGCAUGGGGGAUAACUUCCCUGCCGCACUGCUCAAGGAGCAGGUGCGUUUGGGCAGCACUGUGCUUGUGCAGGGGACACUUCGCAUGAACCGGCACCUCGACAACGCCUCCAAGCGAAUUCACGCGUAUCCGUUUGUGCAGGUGGUGCCGCCGCUUGGCUGUGUGAAGGUGGUUGCAUGA